AUGGCACCCGUAGUUCUAAACAUCGCCUACCCCGCCGGCUCCUCCUUCAACAAGGACUACUAUCUCAACACGCACAUGCUGCUGGCCGUCGACGCCUGGAAGGACAUCGGUGGCCUCGUCGACUGGAAGCUGCUGACCGCUCUGGGUGACAACAGCCCCUACGAUGCUGUCCUGCAGGUGACGUGGGAGAGCGCCGAGGCGCUCGGCAAGAUGAGGAGUCAAACCUCGCCGGAGAAGCAGAAGGAGCUUGCCGACGAUCUGCCCAACUACUCGACUAAGGCGCCGAGCGUCUGGGUCCUGGAGGUUCAGGGCGGUUCCUAA
This is a messenger RNA of Truncatella angustata, 321 nucleotides long. RefSeq lists its product as uncharacterized. NCBI's taxonomy places the organism in Eukaryota, Fungi, Ascomycota, Sordariomycetes, Amphisphaeriales, Sporocadaceae. The record is from RefSeq and is a predicted model, not a curated record. The coding region runs from base 1 to 321 and encodes 106 amino acids. The transcript has a single exon.